Acanthosepion pharaonis is the source of this 750-nucleotide messenger RNA. The record is from the annotation of a GenBank genome assembly. NCBI's taxonomy places the organism in Eukaryota, Metazoa, Mollusca, Cephalopoda, Sepiida, Sepiidae.
AUGCUCAUUAUCUGUCUAUCUAUCUAUCUCAUUCUGCUCAUAUCUAUCUAUCUAUCUAUCUAUCUAUCUAUCUCAUUCUGCUCAUAUCUAUCUAUCUAUCUAUCUAUCUAUCUAUCUAUCUAUCUAUCUAUCUAUCAUUCUUCUGCUCAUAUCUAUCUAUCUAUCUAUCUAUCUAUCUCAUUCUGCUCAUAUCUAUCUAUCUAUCUAUCUAUCUAUCUAUCUAUCUAUCUAUCUAUCUAUCUGGCUUACGUGUGUCUGUCUGUCUGUCUGUCUGUCUGUCUAUCUAUCUAUCUAUCUAUCUAUCUAUCUAUUCUCGUCUGUAUUCAUCUAUGCCUAUUUUUUUUUUCAUAUUUAUAUACAAUUAAAUCAGUAAUCUAUCUAUCUAUUUCAUAUUUUCCAUUCGCGUUUAUAUAUUUUUAUACUUUUGCUAAACAUCCUUGUUCGCUCUCUCAAAGAUCUUUCAUUAUUUUCCGCUUAAAAAACACAACAAAUUUAAAUUUAUUCCUCGGGGUUCUAUGUUGGGAUUUACCACUCCUAUUUUGUUUCAUUUCUAAUAAAAAUUACCCGUUUACUCUUUCCGUCCUAUCUAUCUAUCUAUCUAUCUAUCUAUCUAUCUAUCUAUCUAUCUAUAAAUAUCUGUUGUUCAGUCUUACUGUCCUGAUCUAUCUAUCUAUCUAUCUAUCUAUCUAUCUAUCUAUCUAUCUAUCUAUCUAUCUAUCUAUCUCAACCCACCCCUUUUUCCAAUCAUAA